AUGUUGUUCUAUCUAACAACAUUAAAUCUAGCCCAUAUUCUCAGACAGGAUGCCCCUGUGUCGAAUGAGAAUCCUGCAACCAGAGAGACUGUUGCUUCAAUUGAUGCAUGGACACAAUCUGAUUUCCUGUGUGGAAAUUAUAUCUUGAAUGGCCUCGAUGACACACUGUAUGAUGUUUAUGCAGCAUUCAAGAUGGCUGGAGAAGUUUUGGAAUCUCUUGAGAAAAAACCAAGGAACAAUCAGGCCAAUGUGACUGAAGAAAACCUGGCUGCAGUGGUGGUUGAUACUGGAGCCAACCGCCAUAUACGUGGUGAUAAGAAUGCAUUUCUUACUUACCAAGAGAUACAUGGUGGUAAGCAACUGUUUAUGGGAAAUGCCUCUGCAUCUGCUCUUGUUGGAAAGGAAAAAGUGCUCCUGAAAUUCACCUCUAGAAAGGAACUAACCUUCCUAGAUGUGCUACAUGUGCCAGACACACGAAGGAACUUGAUAUCUGGACCUGUUCUAAGCAACAAAGGAUUCAAACUAGUUUUCGAAUACAACAAAGUUGUACUAACUAAGGUGGAAAUGUUUGUGGGAAAGGGUUACCUUGCUAAUGGGUUGUUCAAACUUAAUGACAUUUUUCCUUAUAAACAAGGAAGGUUCAAUGUCAAUAGAAAGAGAACUAUUGAUAAUUCUAGAAUAGAUGAUAGUCAUCCUACUUCAUCUAGUGUUCAAGAAAAUGAACAUGAUCAAGAACCUAGAGAAAGUAAAAGGACAAGAAUACCAAACGAUUUUGGACAUGAUUCCUUAACCAUGACAGCUGAAGCUGAGCCUCAAACAUAUAAACAGGGCAAUAUCAAGUCCUGA
Molecule: messenger RNA, 846 nt
Organism: Prunus armeniaca (apricot)
Lineage: Eukaryota; Viridiplantae; Streptophyta; Magnoliopsida; Rosales; Rosaceae
Source: the annotation of a GenBank genome assembly